UCACCAGCUGUCACCUAAGACGAAACUUGAAGUUAGUCAACAACACAAAUAGCAAUUUUUCUAAUAAUUAUGUUAUUACGAAUUAUUUUUAUCAACUUUGACGUUCGUGGAGAGAUGUUAAUUACAGUUAAAAUAGUACAGUCAAAAUUGUGAUCAUGAUUUUAUGUACCUGUUUAGUCGAGUGUAAUAUUGCUCUAAUGUCUUCGUGAAAAUGUUUCAUAAUAGUACGAAAGAGAGAGAAGACAUAGUGCUUUAACAUGUGCGAUAUUUAUUAAAUUUACUAUAACGUGUGAGAUUACAAAAAUAUGGCACAAAUUUCUCGUUCGUACAAAUACGAGUUACCUAUAUUAAUUCGCAUAUUCUGCAGAAAUUAUAAUAAACAAAGACAUACAUAUACCCAUUAUGAAGUAUUACGCGUUUCACCAAAUGCCACGCAAAAAGAAAUAAGAAAUGCCUACAUUAAAUUAACAAAAGAAAUGCAUCCUGAUAGUGGUAAAGGAAAUCAUGCUGACUUUGUAAAGUUAAAUGAAGCCUACAAUGUUCUAAGUAAAUCAAACAGUAGGCAUUCUUAUGAUAUUAACUUGCGGUAUAAUAGUUACCAGGAUAGGUCAGCGCAGCAAUAUUCUAGUGGCAAUUGGUCACACGAAUAUGACAUUAAUUUUCCAAGAAAACAGAAACCUACUCCAGAACAGAGAACAAGGGCAAUUAGAUUUUGUGCACUCACUAUUAUUGUUGGAUUAUUUUUUCAUGUAUUCAUUGUUAAAGGGUGGUAUGAUUACAACAGGCGUAAAUCAUUAGAGAGAAGUGGUAGGAUUCAGAAGGAAUAUAUGAAAAUUAAAGAAAAAAGUGCAACUACAACAUGGGAAGAUCAUGUAAAAAGAUAUGAAGAAUGGAAGAAAAAUAAUAACUUACCUCCUAAUGGAAAAUAACACAUUAUAGCAUUGUGUUCCUGGUUUAAUUUAUUUUGAUAUAGUGAGAUUGUUAAAAAUCAUAUUUUGUGAUACUAUGGAUAUCUGAGUUUUAAAUAUAAAAAGACUACACAUAUGUAUGUACAUGUAUAUAAAUUGUAUAAUACAAAUUUGUAAAGGUAUAUUUUUUUAGAGAAAUUAAUCAGACUGUAAGAGGUCUAAAAACACAUAUUGUUAAUUUAUUGUCAAGAUGUAACAUGUUUAUCUGUGUAAACAAUAUCUUUAUUAUUUAAAAAAUUAA
Molecule: messenger RNA, 1209 nt
Organism: Ceratina calcarata
Lineage: Eukaryota; Metazoa; Arthropoda; Insecta; Hymenoptera; Apidae
Product: dnaJ homolog subfamily C member 4
Exons: 4
Coding region: 306-929 (207 amino acids)
Source: RefSeq, a predicted model, not a curated record